AUGUGGUCGAAUUACCAGAGUGCGAUCUGCCCUCUGCUGCUGCUGCCGGUGCUGCUGCUGGAGAGGGUACUUGGCGUGUAUGCCAUAGUGAAUCCCUCCAAUGACACGGCCAACACGGUGAUUUAUAUGCUUCCCGCCAAGGAUCUGGGCCCAGAGACCUGGCGGGCCGGCGUGGACUGCCUGGACAGCUUCGCCCAGAUCUUCUUCUACCGGAAUCCCAGGGAACGUUUCACCCGCUCCUACAACCUAAUGCUGACCAAUGCCUUCAACCUGUCAGCGCCGGCAGAUCAGAUCCAAGAGGGAUUCCACAAGCUCAUCAACGAGGCGGUCACCCAGCCCGGGGAGCCGCAUCGCUCGGAGCUCUUUCAGCUGCGCGUCGUCUCCGAUCACAUGAGCCACCAGGCGAAGAGCAAGAACUUUGGCGAGCUGCUGCUGGCCGACAACUAUGUGAUCAUUGUGGACUCCGUCGAGCGGCUGCUCAGCCUCAUGAGUCGCUAUGUGAGCCGGAUGCGCUCGUGGAAUCCGGGCGCACGCUUCCUGGUGCUCUUCCACAAUCCCGAGGUGCACAAUCGACCCUGGCGCGUGGCCUCCCAGAUCUUCAACGAGCUAAUGCAGAGCUUCUACGUGCACCGCGUGGCCCUCAUAUACGCCAACUCCUCGAUGGACUACAACCUGCUGGUGAACGACUACUACAGCAACGUCGACUGCCGCAUCCUCAGUGUCCAGAGCGUGGGCCAGUGCCACGAUGGCCAGCUCUUUCCCAGCCCCAUUGCCGUGCACGCGGCCAUGACGGACUACAUAACUGGCUUCAGUCCGAAGAACUGCACCUUCUUUGUGUGCGCUUCCGUCUCGGCUCCAUUCGUGGAGGCCGACUGCAUCCUGGGCAUCGAGAUGCGGAUAUUGGGAUUCAUGCGCAACCGUUUGGAGUUCAUGGUCAAUCAGACGUGUAGCUUGGAGAGUCGGGGCGAUGUCGACAGUUCUGGGAACUGGAACGGUCUGCUGGGCAAGCUAACAGAUGGCGAGUGCGAUUUCGUGAUGGGAGGCUACUAUCCGGACAACGAGGUGGCUGAGUUCUUCUGGGGCUCGGACUGCUACCUGCAGGACGCGCACACCUGGUACAUCAAGGUGGCCGAUCGCCGGCCCGCCUGGCAGGCCAUGGUCGGCAUUUUCGAGCCGAGCACCUGGAUAGGCUUCAUUGUGGUGCUCCUGAUCAGCUGGCUGUUCUGGUUCGCCCUGGUCAGCCUGCUGCCGGAGCCGGACUACUUCCAGCAGAUCAGCCUGACGGCCAUCAACGCGCUGGCUGUGUCCAUAUCGGUGGCUGUCCAGGAGCGGCCCGUCUGCCAGGCCACGCGUCUCUUCUUCAUGGCCCUCACCCUGUACGGCCUGAAUGUGGUGGCCACCUACUCGUCCAAGAUGAUAGCCACCUUCCAGGAUCCCGGCUAUCUGCACCAGCUGGAUGAGCUCACGGAGGUGAUGGCCGCUGGUAUACCCUUUGGGGGGCACGAGGAGAGUCGCGACUGGUUCGAGAACGACGACGACAUGUGGGUCUUCAACUCGUACAACAUUUCGCCGCAGUUCACCCCAAAGACGGACAACCUGCUGGCCGUGAAGUGGGGCCACCGCUGCAUCCUCAGCAAUCGCAUGUACACGCUCCAGAGCCCCCUGGCUGACGACAUAUUCGCCUUUCCGUAUAACGUCUUCAGCAGUCCCAUCCAGAUGAUCAUGAAGGCGGGCUUCCCCUUCCUCUUUGAGAUGAACAGCAUCAUCCGCUCGAUGCGGGAUGUGGGCAUAUUCCAUAAGAUAGACGCAGACUUCCGCUACAACAACACCUAUCUGAAUCGCAUUGCCAAGAUGCGUCCCCAGUUCGCAGAGAAUGCCAUUGUGCUCACCACGGAGCACCUGAAGGGGCCCUUCGGCAUUCUCGGUGUGGGGGUUCUCUGCGCCUCCGUGGCAUUUCUAGGCGAGCUGAUGAUUCGCUAUUGGCCCUGCAGGCUGCAGGUCAAGCAGCAGAGUGCACUCCCUGCUACCACCUCUCAUACUCGUACGCGUACUCGCAGGAAAAGGAAUCAUCUGCAGCUGCGGAGGGGCCAGUGGGAACGUCAAGCUCAAGUGGCUCCAGUCAUACGAUUUACGCCAGUCAAACGGCGCAAAGUUCUCUAG
This is a messenger RNA of Drosophila obscura, 2160 nucleotides long. RefSeq lists its product as uncharacterized. The transcript is spliced from 2 exons. NCBI's taxonomy places the organism in Eukaryota, Metazoa, Arthropoda, Insecta, Diptera, Drosophilidae. The record is from RefSeq and is a predicted model, not a curated record. Bases 1 to 2160 code for a protein of 719 amino acids.